UAUUUGAAACUCUCUCCAUAUUGUUAGUUUGUUACAAUCAUCAUAUAAAAUUGAUGAACAUUAAAUCCUAGUAUGAUAUAUAGCGAUUGGAGACUUUUCUAAUUCGAACUUAGAUAUUCUUCAAUUGAGAUUCCUUUAGAAAUGAGAUUUCAGCCGAGACUCACUGAACCACGUACAAAUUCAAAAGUCCUUUCGAAAACAUGUGAUAAAAUUGUAACGAUACAAAGAAAAUUAGAGCAUUCAGUGCGAAAGCACGGUGCCAGGGUAGAUGUUUCAGCUGGAAUAAGUCAAGAGAAGCAACAGAAGCUAACGAAGCUGUUAGUGAAAGUGAAUAUACAGAACAGUGUGGGGCCGGUACAUGUAGUAAUGUCACCGGAAAACACCGUCCGGGAGUUGAUAAAGGCUGCGAUUGAGAUUUACGUGAAGGAGAAGCGGCGGCCGUUGUUGCCCAGUAGCGAUUCUCGGUGUUACGAGCUUCAUUACUCCCAGUUUAGUUUGGAGAGCUUGAAUCUAGACGAAAAGUUGCUGAAUUUGGUGUCUCGAAGUUUCUUUGUAUGUCCAAAACCAAACUGUCGUCUUAAUUCAUCUUUGAAGAACAAAACAAAGGGCACUGAGAAACUUCCAAUUAUCUUGGGAAAGUUUAUGGAUCUCUUGAUACAAAUUGUGAUAAAUCUAAGUAAUUUUUGGUCAAAAUGUCACCUCCAAUGGCUUUAAUCAUAUAUUUGAACAAUCAAUGCUAGUGACCAAGUCAUGUUUAUUACUAAAUACUUUCUCCUUCUCUUUUUGUUGUAAUGGAUUCUUCUUCUUCUUUUUAGUUUUUUUGUGUGCAACUUACGAUUUUAUUAGAGUUGCACAAAAUGACUAUCAAUGCUCGAUGGAGCUUUCAAUGUGAUUGGACUCUACUAGUUAAAUUUGGUACAACAUGUAUUCAUCACAAAGAUUUCAACAUUUUAUAUU
Messenger RNA from Solanum stenotomum, 957 nucleotides. RefSeq lists its product as uncharacterized. The transcript is spliced from 2 exons. NCBI's taxonomy places the organism in Eukaryota, Viridiplantae, Streptophyta, Magnoliopsida, Solanales, Solanaceae. Bases 142 to 714 code for a protein of 190 amino acids. The record is from RefSeq and is a predicted model, not a curated record.